AUGUCUCAACAUCACUCAGAGUCAGAAGAGCUCGAACUGCCCGUACUUGGUCAAAUGUACACACCAGGACAAGCAGUUGAAUCUUUCAUUUGGACAGUAACAGCGAAGACAACGAAGGCUAACUUACACGAGAAGCUCAAGAGCUAUGACAGGCCAACCUGUGGCAAUCGCAUGGAGAUGUUGGACAGACUUCGUCAGUUUUCCAAUGACCGAGACGAGUGGCUGAGGCCUAAGUUGAAACGGAAACGAGGGGAACAUGCCUCACGCCAAUCCCUUUCGAAACGAAGGAUUGAGGAGGUGUUUGGAAUCGAAGAACAAACAAUUACGUACAAAAGCAAGAAGAGCGCAAAUCGCACGCAACGGGCACUCCAGGAUGACGACCAAGCUGCAAAUUCAGCAUGGGCACAUGCAGUGCUGUCAGCGUUCGGUAUGCCUCACGAUUUGAGUGUACCUCCGAUAACGCAGCGAAAAAGCUGCCACCAACAAAUUGCCUUGACAACCGAAGCUGAAGAAUGUCCGCAACAGGAUGCUUUUGCUGUUCGUAUGCGGAAAGUGGAUUCCAACAUGUCAUCUGUGCGAGAGGACCUCAGUAAUGUCGAAAAUCACAUCAGUGUUCUCACAUCGCACAUUCUCGAUAUGAAAACACUGAUGAAAUCAAAAGAUAAAGAUACACGCACGUUACACAUGGAGACUCGAAGCUCUGGGUGCCAUAACACAGUUGUCCAGUCCCAUGCAGAAGCAUGCAUUGUCAGCAACAACGCGCCGUCCAAACCUCGCACAAUGAUGCAGACAGCAUCCAUGUCUCUGCCUCCAGAGGUAAUCCCCCCCAAAAACCUUGGAAUCGCGCACCUUGGCCAAGAGCAGUUUUCGUAUGACAGGACAACUGUGCCGUCACCUCCUACAGUCCACCUCUCGAAAGAUAUCAACCAGCUGUGUGAAGAAUGGGAGGAAUCAAACUUACUUGUUGUCAACGGUCGUGGAAUCCCUGUCAAGUAUUGGGGUGAGUUCUACAAGAAAGGAAAGGGUGUCAAGACUGCAGCAUGGGAUGCACUUCGAGUAGAAUGGGGAAAUUGGAAGUUCAUUGCUGAAGAACGGCAGCGAUACCCAGACAACACCUCGUUCUGGCGUGCAUUCAGUGAUGAGAAUAGUAAGAUUUUUUCUUACCAACAGAUCCUGAACCGUCUUGCAGAGCACCGAGUCUCUGCUGCUGCCCGAGACGCUAAAGAUGCACGCGAUUUUUUUGGUGGCAACCUCAACCACCCACUGGCCCGUGGUGCCUUUUGCUACACAAAAGGUGGCAGGGCUUACUUGUCGAGCAAGGACGACGCCGUUGCAAAAAAGUGGCGCGAGCUUCUGACGACACGUCCUGACAUUGUCGAACAACGGACACGCCAAAUCUUCGGUGGACCACAACCCUGA
Messenger RNA from Suillus fuscotomentosus, 1419 nucleotides. RefSeq lists its product as uncharacterized. The record is from RefSeq and is a predicted model, not a curated record. NCBI's taxonomy places the organism in Eukaryota, Fungi, Basidiomycota, Agaricomycetes, Boletales, Suillaceae. Bases 1 to 1419 code for a protein of 472 amino acids. The transcript has 5 exons.